Messenger RNA from Fraxinus pennsylvanica, 312 nucleotides. The record is from the annotation of a GenBank genome assembly. Lineage: Eukaryota; Viridiplantae; Streptophyta; Magnoliopsida; Lamiales; Oleaceae.
AUGGGCAUAUUUACCACUGGGGGCCUGAGAACAAGGACAUGCUUCCACAAAGGCGUCGAGGACGGUUGCAUAAUUGGUAAAGCUCUAUGCACUUCCCCUUCAAUUGGUUCAGACAUGGGGGUUGUGACCGUAUACGACAUGGAAGACUUCUUAGGUAGGAAGAGGAAACCCCUCAAGACCUUUCAUAACCUGAACACUGAAUUGAAUUUCAUGAGAUUCAACCAUGAUUCUCAAAUGUUGGCCAUCUGUUCAAACGUUGAAGAAGAGCAGCUUAAAAUUGGUUCAUGUUCCAUCAUUUUCUAUGUUCUCUAA